Messenger RNA from Botrytis byssoidea, 1257 nucleotides. RefSeq lists its product as uncharacterized. The transcript is spliced from 2 exons. Gene Ontology annotation, biological process: transsulfuration. Gene Ontology annotation, cellular component: cytoplasm. Bases 1 to 1257 code for a protein of 418 amino acids. Gene Ontology annotation, molecular function: carbon-sulfur lyase activity; pyridoxal phosphate binding. Lineage: Eukaryota; Fungi; Ascomycota; Leotiomycetes; Helotiales; Sclerotiniaceae. The record is from RefSeq and is a predicted model, not a curated record.
AUGGCAACUUCUCAGCCCGGUCUAGAUGGGCAACAAGAUCUUCAAGAUCACACCCCCAAUCAAGGACUCUCUGCAUUAUCACUCUCUUCCCAAACCAUACACGCCGACGAUUUCCUCAACAAAGGUCAAGAUGUUGCACCACCUCUGCACGUAUCUACCAUCUUUCGCUACAGUAAUAAUCCAGACGAUCUUGUUGCAGCAAGUGAGCUAGAUCCCAACGCACCACACGAUAGCCACAUCUAUUCUCGCAUAAGCACCCCCAACACCACCCGCUUCGAAGCAAUCCUAAGCAACAUCCUCAAAGGCCCCACUCUCACAUAUACAUCCGGUCUCUCCGCCUUCCACGCCGCUCUCGUCUAUCUCAACCCCAAACGCAUUUCCAUCGGCGAAGGCUAUCACGGCUGUCACGGCGUCAUAGACGUGCACACCAAACUUACCGGGCUCCAAAAACUCCCUCUCGAUUGUCCCGCCGAGGAUCUCCACCCCGGCGAUGUCAUCCACGUGGAAACCCCGCUAAAUCCCCAAGGCACCGCCUGCAAUCUCACUCUCUUUGCCGAGAAGGCGCAUUCCCGCGGCGCGUUCCUAUGCGUCGAUGCGACGUUUGCGCCGCCGCCUCUGCAGGAUCCGUUUCUGUGGGGUGCCGAUAUCGUCAUGCAUAGCGGCACCAAGUAUAUCGGUGGACAUUCCGAUAUGCUCUGUGGUAUUCUCACUGUGAAUCCUAAACAUGUUGCAGAUGGUUGGUUUCAGGGGCUACAGAAAGAGCGAGUGAUGCUGGGGAAUGUGAUGGGGUCGAUGGAAGGAUGGCUCGGUAUUCGCAGCGUUCGAACGCUGGAAAUUCGUGUCAAGCAGCAAUCGGCCUCAGCUCAGAAUCUUGUUUCGUGGUUACAUAAUGCUCUGAAAUCUGAUAGUCCCGAAACAGAGGUGGUGAGGAAGGCGGUGCUGAGAGUUGAGCAUGCAAGUUUGCAAGAAAAGGAUAUUAAGGAUGGGUGGCUAUUGAAGCAGAUGCCAAAUGGAUUUGGACCGGUUUUUUCUAUCGUCUUAAAAGAAGUAGGGUUCGCGAAGAAGUUGCCCAGCAAGUUGGAAUUGUUCCAUCACGCCACGAGUUUGGGCGGUGUAGAGAGUUUGAUUGAGUGGAGGGCAAUGUCAGAUGCUACUGUUGAUCAGAAGUUGUUGCGGGUCAGUGUAGGAAUUGAGGGAUGGGAGGAUUUGAGAGAUGAUCUUUUGCAAGCCUUCAAGUCAUUAGUAGACGGUAAAUAG